Messenger RNA from Sapajus apella (tufted capuchin), 4732 nucleotides. It is a transcript of the gene CCDC157, whose product is annotated as coiled-coil domain containing 157. NCBI's taxonomy places the organism in Eukaryota, Metazoa, Chordata, Mammalia, Primates, Cebidae. The record is from RefSeq and is a predicted model, not a curated record. The transcript is spliced from 10 exons. The coding region runs from base 902 to 3013 and encodes 703 amino acids.
AGAUUGUACCGCUGCACUCUAGCCUGGGCAACAAAGCAAGACUCUGUCUCAAAAAAAAAAAAACAAACCCAACAUAAAACCAACCUUAAAGCCCUGAAGGCCAGACAGGUGAUAGAAAAUGUGAGAGGGACUUCAGUCUCCAGUGGUUUCAGGAUGAACUGCUCAGGGACAGAGAAGCCACUCUGAGGCCAGGAGGAGCCCUUGGUACAAAAGCACCAUCUGUAACCUCUGAGUGGCUGAAUGAUGAGCACAGAACACACCUCCUUUCCUCCAUGACUUUAUGCAUUACACUGUCCCUCUGCUAGGAAUGCCCUGCCCAUCUGUCAUGGCUAGGUUUACCCACCCCCUUCUCCGUGAAGCUGUCGCUGACAUGCCCUCUGCCCUGCCUGACCCCUCUGCCUACCUCUGUCUGAGUUAAAGCCUCCUCUGGGCUCCUGUGUGUAUAAGUAAUUCCUGGCAGAGGCUGCUGGGUGAGACCUAGACCAGCCUGUGAACCCUGGAGUCUGGGGCCCUGGCCUCCACCACAUGGUGUAGCACUGAGCUGCUCAGUUCAUGGCAGGGAUGGGAUCACGGCUAAGGCUGCAGACAGCAGCACCGCAGUCUCCCACUGCUAGGGUCGGUCCGUCUGGGCAGACGGAUUGCCCUGUCAGGGUCAUGAUGUGUCCUCUUUUCAGGUGCUUCUCCCUUCCCUGGUGUUGCCUGGCACCAUGGCAAGUGCUGUUGUCCAUGUUUGCAGAGGAGGACACAUUGGUCAAAGAGGGGCAGAGCCUGGAGGCGGUUGGCACCUCCUCCCCCAGGCCCUUUCUACCCAAGGCCCCACAGGGUUUGGGAAGAGUCCGCUGCACCUGCAACAAGCUAAUUUCACUUAUCUUCCUGGCUCCUGCUACUGCUUCAAAGCUGCAUGAGCUACUUGGAGAACCUUGGCUCAGAGCAGAUGAUGCCCCCCACGCGGGCUGCGGGACCCUGCAUGUCCGUGGGGCUCACGGUGCGGCGCUUCUGGGACAGCCUGCUGAGGCUGGGCAUGCUCCACCAGCAGGCGCUCCCCCAGAAAGGGGCAAACCAAAGGGAGACCCCUACCUCCAAGCCCACUGCCAAGGACGAGCCAGCCAGGAGCCCUGAAUGUCUGACUGCCAAGUUCAUCAAACCCUCCUCCCCAAUGCCAGGCUUGCCCCAGACCUGCCAAGACCCAGAGAGCAUCCCCGUCAGACCCUCCCUGCAGUGUCCAGCCACGGCCUCCAAGAACACCAGGAGUGUUUACUCCCAGACCAUUGAGACGGCCCUGGUGCCCUGUGACGCGUGUGCCAGCGUCCAGGGAAGCCUGUCGAAGGUGGGCAAGGUGGUCAUCAGCCUGUGUCAGAGCCAGAACUUACCCUCGUCCUUAGGCCAGUUCCAGCAACUGGUGCAGGACAGCAUGGGGCUCAGGCCACUGCCAGCUGCCACAGUGGGCCGCUGGGCAGCAGAGCAGAGCAAAGACCUGAUGCGCCUCAGUAAGCAUGUGGAGGCCCUCAGGGCCCAGCUGGCAGAGGCUGAGGAGCGGAAGGAUGGCCUGAGGAAGCAGGUGUGCAAGCUGGAGCAGGCGCUGAAACAGGAACAGGGGGCACGGCGGCGACAGGCGGAGGAGAAUGAGCAGUGCCUGGCUGAGUGGGAGCAUGACAAGCAGCAGCUGCUCGAAGAAACAAGUGACCUAAAGACAAAGAUGGCCACCUUGGAGAGGGAACUGAAACAGCAGCAGGAGUCCACGCAGGCUGUGGAGGCAAAGGCCCAGCAGCUGCAGGAGGAAGGCGAGUGCAGGGCGGCGGCGGAGAGGCAGGUGCAGCAUCUGGAGGAGCAGGUGCAGCUGCUGGUGGGGCAGCUGGAGGGCGCCAGCCAGCAGAUCUGCUGGGCCAGCAAGGAGCUGGACAAGGAGAAGGCCCGUGUCGACAGCAUGGUCCGCCACCAGGAGUCCCUGCAGGCCAAGCAGCGAGCCCUGCUAAAGCAGCUGGACAGCCUGGACCAGGAGCGUGAGGAGCUGCGGGGCAGCCUGGAUGAGGCCGAGGCCCAGCGGGCCAGUGUGGAAGAGCAGCUGCAGAGCGAGCGAGAGCAGGGGCAGUGCCAGCUCCAGGCCCAGCAGGUGAGGGAGCUGCUGCAGAGCCUGCAGAGAGAGAAGCAAGGCCUGGAGCAGGUGACUACAGACUUGCGGCUGACCAUCCUGGAGCUGGAGCGGGAGCUGGUAGAGCUGAGGGAGCGGGAGCGGCUGCUGGUGGCCUUCCCAGACCUGCACCAGCCCACCGAGACCCAGAUCCAUGGUCCUGUCCCACUGGGCACAGGAGGCAGAUCGAGCAGGGUGGAGUCCCAGAUACCAUGUCCCAUAGACUCUGGCAACGUCACAGAUCACAUGGAGAGGCAAGUGCAGGCCAACGACAUCCGCAUCCGGGUCCUACAGGAGGAGAACGGGCGGCUCCAAUCAAUGCUGUCCAAAAUCCGGGAAGUGGCCCAGCAGGGUGGCCUCAAGCUGAUCCGACAGGACCAGCUCUUGUCCCUUUCCAGCAAGGGAACUCCGGGAGCAACACCGCCAGUCCAGACCCAGAGCACAUCCCCAGGGCCCCUGGGCAGACAGCACCUUCCUGGCAGCAGGAUGGACAGGACCCUGCCCAGCCAGCCCCGCACCUCUCCACCUCAGCAGCCCCGCACAUCCCCACCUCAGCAGCCCCGCACCUCUCCACCUCAGCAGCCCCGCACAUCCCCACCUCAGCAGCCCCGCACCUCUCCACCUCUGCAGCCCCGCACCUCUCCACCUCAGCAGCCCCGCACCUCUCCACCUCAGCAGCCCCGCACCUCUCCACCUCGGCAGCCCCACGCAUCCCCACCUCAGCAGCCCUGCAGCCAGCCCAGCAAGUCCUUGCUGGAGGAUGUGACCCACUCGGCCACCUCUACCCAGAGCCCCAUCAGGGCCUUGGUCAGGCUGAAGAGGAGACUGUCACCUGGCUGGGGCCAGGCCGGCUCUGCACACCAGCCCCAGGAGCGGCCCAUGUAGCCUGUGGUAGGGCUGGGGCUAGAUGGCAGGUGGCUGGCAGCUCCCACUGUAAUAAAGGCCCAGCCAAUCGCCCACAGCAAUCUUGGCCUCACAGUACGGCUGAGCUGGGGAAAGAGUCCUUCCUUCCCUGUCCUGGGCAGGGGCCACUGAGUCCCCAGCCAUGUAGGUCAUCAGCCAGCAGAGUCCUAGCCCUAUUGGCCCUCAGUAAAAGGGGCCUUCCUGCUUCCCUCCUGACAGAGACUGUGGGAUAGGAGAGUACACCCAGGGCAGAGAAAGCUCCUAGGACCUGGCCCAGGUGAAGGGCCGUCUUUCUAUCCCCAGAGCAAGGGCCCAGGGGUGAACCUGGGCUCAGUGUCUUGCACAGACUCAGAUGGGUGUCAGGUGAAGGUGGACAGAGGAAGGGCCAUUGAGGACUUCUGAGGCAGGCAGAGGGGAGCGAUGCCUUCAGCCUCCCACCCUGGCUCUGGACCUGCACUGGUUACAUUAAGGACCCACGAGGUAAGCCUCCUUUCACUGAGGAACUCCUCUCCUUUAGGAAAUGGUGCCCAUCAUGAAGGUUUCUCCAACUUCUGGAGGUCAGAGUCCAGGAGGCCACUGAAGGCAGGGCAAGGCCUCCCUCAAGCAGAGGACAUCCUCCCAGCCCUGGCUGUCCCGUGCCUGUCCCUUGCCCCCCUCCCCAGCCCAGGAUGCCAUGCAGCCGAGCAUCUGGGGCUCCCGUUUUCCUCAUGAAGCCACCAGUCUGCCCUGAGCCACUUGCCUGUGAAGGACGGUCUCCAAAAACUUGCUGAGGCCUUCUCAGUGUGCACGCUCCCAGGUGCCUGAAGCAUUUUUCCUUGGUGAAGAGGCCGUCAGAGCACCUCAGUUCACAGAGGAGGGUCAAGAGGGUCCAUGGUCAGCCUAAUUUCCUGCUUCUGAGGGGCCCAGGCACCCCCCUCACAGGGGAGCACCAGCCCUCAGCACCCUGAGCCAGGAGGCCUGUGGCCAAGUCCAGGGGAACGACCUCACAGCUGAGCAACUCUCUCAGGCCGCCACCAAUUUCAUACCCGUGUAUUCAUUAGCUCCCAGUUCUGGAGGUUAGAAGUCUAGGUUCCGUGUGGCCGGGUUUUCUGCUAAGGGUCCCAGAAGGUUGAAAUCGAGGCAUCUACCAGGCUGUGUUCCUUUCUGCUGGCUCUGGGGAAGAAUCCACUUUCAAGCUCAUUCCACUUGGUGGCAGAAUUCCGAUCCUUGUGGCCAUGGGACUGAGGUCCCCAUCUCCUUACUGGCUGCUGUAGGCCAGCUCCUGCCUCACCACCUAGAGGCUGCCCACUUUCCUUGCCAUGGGGCUCCCUCCAUCUUCGAGUCAGCAACAAAGAAUUUCUUAGGCACCGAAUCCCCCACAUGCUUUAAAUCCCUGACUUCCUCCUCUUGUACCAGGAGAAAACAACUUUUAAUGGGCUCAUGUGGUUAGGCCAAGGCCCACUCAGUACUUUCCCUUUCUUCAGGUCAAUUUGCCGUACCACAUAACCCAACCAUGAGCAUAAAAUCCCUUAGUCACAGUUCCAGAGAUUAGAUUAAUACAGGGCAUGUUCAUGGUGGGUUGGCAGUGGGAAUCUUGGGGGCCAUCUUAGAAUUCCAUUUACCACAGGCAGUAGAACCUAAGGUGACUUUUUAAAUCUUAAAACACCCGUACACAUUUUACAUCUUAUGUUAAAAUAUAGCCAUGUUUAUUUUACUAUUAAA